Caenorhabditis remanei is the source of this 1203-nucleotide messenger RNA. RefSeq lists its product as uncharacterized. The coding region runs from base 1 to 1203 and encodes 400 amino acids. The record is from RefSeq and is a predicted model, not a curated record. Lineage: Eukaryota; Metazoa; Nematoda; Chromadorea; Rhabditida; Rhabditidae. The transcript is spliced from 5 exons.
AUGGAGUUGACGUACGAUUUGUGGGAGAAAAUCUCGUAUUCUCUUGCUGACCAUCCACCAUCACUCUGCCUUCUCUCCAAGUCGUCUGCAAAACUUCGCGAUCUCGUCUCAUUCGUUAUCGGACAUUACGAGGCUCAUCUCCAUGUCACUUUCCCGAAAGACGAAUGUUGCGAUCACGCUGAAAAGAGCUCCAAGGAAAAGGUGCAAUUCGAGAUGAUUCUCAAUCGAAAAGGAGCCUAUCGACGUGGAAAAGCUCACUGCCAUUCGAUUUUCACGUGUAUCACCGAGAAGACCGAGGGAGCAAUUGAAGACCUGCUCGAGUUGUUUGCUCGAGAGUUAAUCACUCUUCGAUUCAACAACUUCCCGGAGGAUUCUGAUGUCUUUACUGUCUUCAACAAGUUCUCACUUCCAAAGUGUGAAGACAUCUGCUUCAAUGGAUCACUUCCAAUGCGAAACGGAGUGUUUGAUCUGUUCCAAUCGUGUCGUAAUGUGAAGAGACUUGUCAUCAGUAAUCCGAACAUGAACGCUGAUUUCACUCAAUUUUGGCCGAAGCUGAAAGGAAGUCGACUCGAGACUCUUGAUCUCAUGAUGCCACCAAGCUUGAAACAGCUCUUCUUCUGCCCAAAACAAGGAAUCGAGUGUCAGCAUGCUGAGAACAUCGCAACUCUCUUGUAUUCUGGAAGUUGGAAACGGGUUUAUAUCCAUUCGGAAAGCGUUCUCGAGGAAAUCAACAAGCGACUCUACAAACCGCUCAAGUCAGUGACCGAGUUCUGCUUCUCCUCGAAAGCUUUCACUGUCGACUACGUCAUCUCAUUCCUCAAAAAGUGCGAUCAAGUCAAGUGCUUCAACUGGUUCGGUCUUCAUUCAUGCGUUGCUCCAAUUGUCAUUGCACGUCUUCUGACUGACAUUCCACGUAGUAUCGUCUUUGGUGGCUGCGUGGCUUGUAAAAGUGGAGAAACCGUUGGAAACGGAGGAUUCAUGGAGGUCGGCAAUCGAGUCGCUGUCGUUCAAGUCACAAAACUUCUGGAGCGCGAGGAGUUCCGAGCUGUCUACGGAAGAACCUUGGCUGAUGCAGUGCUGUUCGAGCGUCCCUUCGAGUCCAACUCGGUCUCCGUCAUGUACAUUCAAAAGAAGGAUUCAGUUUGUGGUCCAAACUGUAUCGACAUUCACGAGAUUUCCCAGAAAGCUGGUCUUUUGCUUUAA